Molecule: messenger RNA, 525 nt
Organism: Protopolystoma xenopodis
Lineage: Eukaryota; Metazoa; Platyhelminthes; Monogenea; Polystomatidea; Polystomatidae
Source: the annotation of a GenBank genome assembly
AUGCAUUGAACAGAAAACUCCCACACUGAUGAUCAGACUACUAGCUCAGAUCAAUCGGAUUUCACUAACACCCAGCUGCUCGCCGCUUUCGAAGAUUCCUUUGAGCCAACUUUGGAUACAACUACAACUCCAGCCAACACUACUAGAACUCCUUCGUGCUUUAAUCCAUCCUCUACUUCCCAAGUGCCCAUUAUUUCUGAUGCGUCUGUCAGGCAUACCAACACGGCUACUGGACUCGAAAGACCCAGUACAGCGCUAAAGACGAUAUAUGCCGCCGGUGCGACUCUCUCUACUAGUGCUAAAGACAAAAACCUUGCCUCCAAAACCCGCGGCCCCAGCCAUUUGUUGCUGGACUCUCUACUUAAUGUGCGAGAUAAAAGCUCGCCAAAACCUAAGUCUCAGGAGCCUGUAAAGAUUCCCGGGUCUGAUUUUCAGUCUAGGCCGUUAGCUGAAGAAGCCUGGUUUGCCGAUGAUGCUGACUUCUACUUUUCAGGCCUUGAAGAAGAUAACGUAUUUAAUUCUUAA